Messenger RNA from Drosophila virilis, 457 nucleotides. RefSeq names its product oxidoreductase-like domain-containing protein 1. Gene Ontology annotation, cellular component: mitochondrion. The record is from RefSeq and is a predicted model, not a curated record. Lineage: Eukaryota; Metazoa; Arthropoda; Insecta; Diptera; Drosophilidae.
AAAACCCAGCAGUUGCUGCAACAACAAAUGCAGUGAACUAAGAUCCAAUCAGAAUGCGUGCUCCUCUGUGCUUCGGCUGCCAGCGCUGCCUGCUUGGCCGGGCGACAAUCCAAUUAGCCGCAGCCUUCCAGGCCAGACAUCUGGCGAACAAAGACGCCUCGGAUAUUGUGUUGCCCCCGGAACCCACCACCUGCUGCAUGUCCGGUUGCCCCAAUUGCGUCUGGGUGGAGUACGCGCAGACUGUGGCCAAGCUGCUGGGGGACAACGAUGAGCGUGCCCGUGAGAUUGUUCUGGCCAAGAUCAAAGAUCCCAAUUUGCGUAUGUUUUUGAGCAUGGAGCUGCGCAACUUGAAACAGCUGCGAGACAGCGCAGAGGAGGCGAAAAAGAAACCCAAAUAAUCCAAACUGUAGCACCAAAUUGUAUUCAAAUACAUUAGCAAAAUUCGAUUAUGCCAUAA